AUGGACGAUUAUGCCAUGCUCGUAGCACUUUUCUUUGCAAUUGCUUGUGGAAUCGCCAUUACUACAAAUAUCAGCUAUGGGCUCGGUCGGCAUACAGGAACGCUAGAUCCGCCAACGAUCAAGCUGUACUUACGUACCUUCUAUGUCUCGAUUGUCAUGUACAAUGCAACUAUCUUGAGCAUCAAACUCACAUUCCUUCUACAAUACUACCGAGUGCUUGCUGUGCACAAAAUGAAGACUGUUAUCAUUGUAGCCACGGUUCUCAUCAUGUGCUGGUCCGUCUCACAGCUGCUCGUAGCCACUUUCAAUUGCUCUCCUAUUCCCAAAUUCUGGGAUGACAGCAUAUCCGGAAGUUGCAUUCCCAACUACCCUUUCUGGUAUAUCAAUGCCGCAGGAAAUAUUGCUACUGAUGUCGCUAUAUUUGUUCUGCCUCUUCCUGUUUUGGGCAAACUGAACUUGAGAAGAGCCCAGAAGAUCAUGCUCAUUGGCAUCUUCAGCCUGGGAUUUUUCACAUGCGCUAUCUCAGUCGUUCGCAUUGAGUAUCUUCAUCAAGCAAAGGACUUCACUUGGGAGAAUGUUGCGUCUUCGAGUUGGUCCAUUGGUGAGGUGUCUUCGGGCAUAGUGUGCGCCUGCCUGCCGACUCUCCGCCCUUUCAUUAUGAAGUACAAGCCUCAUUGGAUGGGAUCACACUCUGGUCCAUCGAAGUUCGGAAGCAAAGAAUAUAAAGGAUAUGCCGAGCAUCAUGAAGGCACAGAGGCUGCUCAAAGCAGCGCCGGACGUACAUCCGUCACAGCAGUCACGGCUCGGUCGGGCAGCGAGGAUCAGCUUUACUACGGUGAUCUCGAAGCUGGUAAUGCAAGGUUGAGCAGUGUGCGUGAUCCGACGGAUAUCCUGUAUGAUCGAGACUUCAAUAUCUCCGAGUCACUGCCUGCCUCACCUAAUACGCAAGAGAAGGCGGAGCAGACUCUGGGUCUACGAAGUACUGUAUCCACCAAGAUCAUGGUGGGCUCAACUCCACCGCCUUCAGAUCCUGGCGUGCCGGGAAUUGAGGUUAAGAAGGACAUCGUGUUGGAAGAGUCUUCAAGUUCGCGUCGAUAA
Molecule: messenger RNA, 1098 nt
Organism: Phaeoacremonium minimum UCRPA7
Lineage: Eukaryota; Fungi; Ascomycota; Sordariomycetes; Togniniales; Togniniaceae
Product: putative integral membrane protein
Exons: 5
Coding region: 1-1098 (365 amino acids)
Source: RefSeq, a predicted model, not a curated record